This is a messenger RNA of Kwoniella botswanensis, 2361 nucleotides long. RefSeq lists its product as uncharacterized. Lineage: Eukaryota; Fungi; Basidiomycota; Tremellomycetes; Tremellales; Cryptococcaceae. The record is from RefSeq and is a predicted model, not a curated record. Gene Ontology annotation, cellular component: membrane; exocyst. Bases 1 to 2361 code for a protein of 786 amino acids. Gene Ontology annotation, biological process: exocytosis; Golgi to plasma membrane transport; intracellular protein transport. The transcript is spliced from 14 exons.
AUGAUACGGAAACAGAGACCAACGUUCACCAGCUCCGAGCUGGAAAUGCAACUACAGCAGAUCAACUUGGAUCCUACAUCAUCCACUACAGAGAACCUCGAAGCUCUCGCUCCUCUCAUCAAGUCAAUCCAGGAUACCGAUUCCGAGCAGCUGUAUCUGAGAAGUUUGGAUAAGUUUGUGGAGGAGAAAGAAAGGGAGAUUGAGAAGAUAUGCCAAGACAAUUAUGAGGACUUCGUCUCUUCAGUGUCGACUUUGCUUACCAUCCGACAAGGGUCAGGUCAUUUACGUAGGAGGAUAGGUGAAUUGGAUGGGCAGAUGGGUGAUGUCGGAAGGGCAUUGGGUGAGAAGAAACGAGCACUGCUAGAACAGAAAAAAGUGGCUAGAAAUAUGGAUGAUGCGAUUGAGACUCUACAGACCUGCUUGAGGUUAUUGGACUUGGUGCACAGAGUAGGAGAGAUGAUAAGGGAAGGUAAAUAUUGGGGAGCGCUGCGAUCGAUAGAAGAUCUUCUGCACCUCACUCCACCCUCAAUUUCCCAAACACCAUUCUACGCCCACAUAUUAUCAUCCCUCCCUUCCCUCAGAUUAUCCAUCAAAGAUGCCGUGACGGCCUCCACGAAAUCAUGGUUGUUCGACGUCAGGGAAUUAGGAGCUAAAGUAGGGAAGUUAGCAUUGGAGCAAAUGUCCCAGCGGAUCAAGAAGUGGAGAGCGAAGAGGGAGAAGGAGGGUGGUGUGAGGCUGGCUAGGGUGGGUGGGGCUAUGGAACUGGUACAUAAUGAACGGGUGGAAUUCGAUGCGCUCGAUAAUGAAGAUAUCAAAGUUGAUUUCAAACCUUUAUACCAAUGUAUACAUAUAUACGAGGCUUUGGAAUCGAAACCGGAAUUGCAAAGAAGUUACCAAGUGGACAGAAAGACUCAAGCUACCUUGAUCCUCACAUCCCGAUUGUCUACAACUCCUGAGACGCUGCUAUCGACCCUUCCUCUAUUGAUGCAGGAAUUAGUCGGUUUCUUCAUCAUCGAAUCUCAUCUACUGCGUACUAUGCCUGAUUUCAGGACUCAAAGGGACGUUGAUGAACUAUGGGAUGAGAUGUGUAAGAGGAUAGUAGAGGUUGUUGGACAGGGCUUGAAAGGCUGUAGUGAGCCUGAAGUGUUCUUGGAAAGUAAAACGAAUGUUUUGCUGUUUGUUCAGACUUUAGAAGGGUAUGAUUACAACAUCACUGAGCUCAAUGGACUAUUGAUCACUCUAUUCGAGAGAUACUCGGAAUUGUUGUUGGGGAAAUUCAGUACGGACUUUGAUCAGAUCGUAUCGGAAGACGACAAUCAACCUAUGAUGGUGAAUGAUCAAGAAGAAUUUGAUCAAGUCGCAGGAGUAUGUUGGCUAGCACCGGGAGAAAUGGAAUCACUUGCAAUGCAAGGAUUUCCACAAGCCAUGCCGUUCUCGCAGACUUACCCUAUGUGCUGUAUCAACAUACGAAAUUUCGUCGAUCAAUUCUACCAGUUUACUGAUGGUGUGGCUCAGCAGCAUCUGGAUAUCGAUGAGGUGCUGCGGAAGUCUCUGGAUGCUCUACUUUCCGAUCAUGUCUCCAAGCAAAUCGCGAAGAGAUUACAGACUAUGUCCAACCUAUCUCAAAUCGCUCAAGUGGUCAUCAACUUGGAACACUUCAGUACAGCAUGUGAUGAGUUGGAAGGGGUACUGAUGAAUCUCAGAGCAUCACAGAGAGGUGGUCCCGUCCAUUUAUCAUCCUGUAAACAGUUCUCCGCAACAUUGGAACAAGCCGAAAAACGGAUCGAUUCAGUCAUAAAUUCGAAAUUGGAAUCUUUCUUCGAAUUGGCUGAAUAUAAUUGGUUGCCCACCCGACCCCAAUCGACAGCUGCUGAACCGUCCACAUAUGUAUUUGAGAUGAUUACGUUUUUGACUGCUUAUGUGGAUAGUGUUUUGAUUGGGUUAAACGAAGGCGUCAAGACGAGAGCUUAUCUGAAUGCUCUGGGAAGGAUCAAUAAGUGGUUGAUGGACAUGUUAUGCGGUAAAGAAGUGAUCAGAUUCAACGAAAUGGCCUUGGCGAGCGUAUUGGCAGAUGUUACGUUCAUCGAAGCGGAAAUCAAGAGAUUGGAUAAACCGGAUCUCGAUAGGGUGUUUGAUGAAGUCAAACAUACAAUCAACAUAAUUCUUUCAGACGCCGUAUCAGCCUAUAUGGAACCUUCCAUACGCUCGAUGUCGUACUCUUCCGUCAAACCUAUACGGUUAGCUGUAAUCUUGGCUAAGUUGGGUAAAGCACAUGCGCUGGGCGGUGUACAGAGUAGUAUGAUGAAAGCUGAGAGGAGAAGGAGGGAGGCUGAUGAGGUUGCUAAACUUGCUGGAAGGUAG